This is a messenger RNA of Populus euphratica (Euphrates poplar), 5888 nucleotides long. RefSeq names its product TMV resistance protein N-like. The record is from RefSeq and is a predicted model, not a curated record. NCBI's taxonomy places the organism in Eukaryota, Viridiplantae, Streptophyta, Magnoliopsida, Malpighiales, Salicaceae. Bases 485 to 3940 code for a protein of 1151 amino acids. Gene Ontology annotation, biological process: defense response; signal transduction. The transcript is spliced from 8 exons. Gene Ontology annotation, molecular function: ADP binding; protein binding.
GGUCUUCCCUUUCUUUUUCUUUUUCUCUUUUUACGUAGAUAAUGGUUUAACAGAACAUACAACUUGAAAGGCAGCAAAAGCCAAUAAAGGAAAGUAACAUCGCUACUUCACUCAAUGAACACGAGAUAGAAUCAGAACCUAGAAAAUGAAGUCCAAAAGCAGAGUGGCGUGGUGGAUAGGCAACAAAUUGAAUCACAUCGACACGGAGGAGGAGGAGGACGACAAGCAUUUAGUUACUUUAACUAAUCGGUGAAUUUAUUUUAAGCUACCCCUUUUAUACCAUCACCGACAACUUUGUCACCCCUGGUCAUGCGAGCAAGCGUGGUGGUGCCUGUUGUAUGUAAUAAAUCCUUAAAGAAGUACACCAUUGGCCAUCUCAAAAAUCUGAUACCUGGGCUGACAAGUAAACGCCCUAGGGCAGAUUGCGGAAGAGCUUAAACCUAAAAGCAAGAUCUGCAAAGAAAGCACAAACCCAUCUCCAUCGAUGGCUUCCUCCAACUCCAACUCAUCAAAAUGGGAUUACGAUGUGUUCUUGAGUUUUAAGGGUGCAGACACAGGGAAAGGUUUCACAGACCAUUUAUAUUCUGCUUUGGUUCGAGAUGGAAUCCACACGUUUAGAGAUGCUAAUGAGAUCAAUAGUGGUGAAGAAAUUGGACCCGAUUGUCUUCAAGCAAUUGAGAAGUCAAGGUUUUCUGUUGUCAUUCUCUCAAAAGGCUAUGCAUCCUCCACUUCGUGUCUUGAUGAGCUUGUGCACAUCCUCGAAUGUAGAAAAGAAGGAGGCCAUGCUGUUUGGCCUGUCUUUUAUGACAUAGAUCCAUCUGACGUUGAAGAGCUGAAAGGGAGUUUUGAAGAAGCUUUUGCUGAACAUGAAAAGCGUUUCAAGGAUGACAUGGAUAAAGUGCAGAAAUGGAAGGAUGCUCUCAGAGAAGUUGCUUGCCUCAAGGGCCUGGAUCUACAAAAACAUUGGGAUGGGCACGAAGCAAAAAAUAUUGACUAUAUUGUUAAGGAUAUUUCAGACAGACUUGACCGAACAAUCUUGAGUGUCACUACACACCCAGUUGGUUUGCUUUCUCGUGCAAAAGAGGUGAUUUCAUUGCUAGGUGAAAAGCUAGUAGAUGUCCGUAUAGUUGGGAUAUAUGGGAUGGGGGGUAUAGGCAAAACGACUGUUGCCAAGAAGGUUUACAAUUUAGUCUUCCAUGAAUUUGAAGGUAGCUGCUUCCUUGAAAAUGUUAGAAAAGAAUCAAUUUCCAAGGGCAUAGCCUACUUACAGAGGCAACUUCUCUCGGAGACCUUGAAAAGAAAACAUGAAAAGAUAGACAACAUUAGUAGAGGAUUGAACGUGAUAAGAGACAGGCUGCGUCGGAAGCGCAUUUUCAUUGUUCUGGAUGACAUUGAUGAACUGGAACAGCUGAAUAAGAUUAUUGGAAAUUUCGAAUGGCUUUUUCCAGGAAGCAGGGUGAUAAUAACAACUAGAAUCAAGGAUCUGCUACAACCAUCAGAGUUGUAUCUACAAUACGAGGUCAAGGAAUUGAAUAACGAUGACUCUCUCCAGCUCCUACGUUUACAUGCCUUUAAUGAACACCAUCCCGUUGAUAAUUACAUGGAUUGCAUGAGAAGAAUUGUAUCUUAUGUUAGAGGAAUUCCUCUAGCUCUUGAAGUCUUGGGCUCUUCUUUGUGCGGCCAAUCCAUCAAUGUAUGGAAUAGCAAGUUGGAAAAGCUGAAAGUGAUUGGCAACGGAGACAUCCACAACAAACUUAAAAUAAGUUAUGAUUCUCUUGAUGAUACUGAGAAAUUUAUAUUUCUAGAUAUUGCAUGUUUCUUCAUUGGAUAUAACAAGGAUUACAUCAUGAGCAUACUUGAAGAUUGUGGUUUCUUCCCUGCUGAUGGAAUUAAUACUCUCAUGAGGAGGUGCCUUUUAAAAGUUGGACCUGAUAAUAAGUUAUCGAUGCAUGAUUUGCUCAGGGACAUGGGAAGAGAGAUCGUUCGCCAAGAGUCUUCUACAGAUCCCGGGGAACGUAGCAGACUGUGGCGCCAAGAAGAUGUCAUUGAUGUAAUAACCGACCGAAUGGGUACAAAAGCAGUUGAAGGCCUCAUUCUAAACCUGCCAGGAUUAAAACAGUCGUUUAGUACCGAGGCAUUCAAAAAGAUGAAAAAGCUACGACUGCUGCAACUCAAUUGCAUAUGCCUUGAAGGAAGCUAUGAAUAUAUUUCCACUAAAUUAAGGUGGCUGUGCUGGCUCGAAUUCCCUUUGAAAUCAAUACCACCUGAUCUUUAUUUGGAAACUUUGAUUGCUCUAGAUAUGCGCUAUAGCAGUCUACACCAGUUUUCGGAGGAAACAAAGUCUCUUAAAAAGCUGAAAUUCCUCAACCUUAGCCACUCCCAUGAGCUCACCAAGACUCCUAACUUCGAAGGCUUACCUUGUCUUGAAAAAUUGAUACUUAAAGAUUGCGUUAGUUUGGUAGAGGUUCAUGACUCCAUUGGAAUUCUUGGUCGUCUUCUUUUUCUGAAUUUCAAAAAUUGCAAGAGCCUUAAAACUCUUCCCGGGAGCAUCUGUGCUCUAAGUUCACUUAAGAAGCUAAAUGUGUCAGGUUGCUUGAAACUUGAGGGAUUGCCUGAAGAUUUGGGGAGUUUGAAAUCCUUGGUUUUUCUUCUUGCUGAUGGAACUGCAAUAAGUUCUAUUCCAGAAACCAUUGGAAAUCUAGAAAAACUUAAAAUAUUGUCUUUUCAUGAUUGUCAUCUUAUCUUUUCCCCAAGAAAAUUUCCACAAACAAUGAACAUUUUCCCAACUUCUUUACAAGAACUAGAUCUCAGACACUGCAACUUAUCUGAUUCCAUGAUUCCGCAUGAUUUUCGAGGCUUAUUCCUUCUGCAAACUUUGAAAUUAUGCGGGAACAACUUUACAAGGUUACCAGCUAGCAUUGGAAACCUUCCUAUGCUUACAAAACUUUGGCUAAACAACUGCAAAAGACUGGAGUGCAUCCCAGAGCUUCAGUCAAGCUUGGAAACAUUCCAUGCAAAUGAUUGCCCUAGGCUGCAAUACAUUAACAUGAAAUUCUGGCGAGGAGGAGAGCUGAAAUUGCAUGGUUGCCGAAACUUAAAAUGCGUGCAGGGAUUUUUCAACUUGGAACCCUUAGGAGUGGACGUUGUGGAAAACAUUCUGGGAACUUGUGGCUUGGUCACGGAAAAACCUUUCCCAGCUGUUGAAGUGCAUAUAAUUAAUAAUCUGACAAGAACUGCUAUAAUUAGCCCUCUACAGGCUCUUUGUGAAAAAUCUAUUUACAGCAUCUUUUUACCAGUGAAGGAUAUUCCAGCAUGGUUCAGCCAUCAGAAUGAAGGAGACACAGUAUCCUUGCAAGUGCCCGCACUUGAUCGUGAUUGUAAAGUAACAGGAUUUCUUAUAUCGGUAGUUUAUGCAUGGGAAGAUUCCCUUGAAUCCUGCUAUUUAUCCCCUAACAUUACAGUUAUUAACAGAACAAGAAAUUUUGACUGGAUGUAUGACCCACGAGUCACCUUCUUUCCAUGUGAAGUCCAACAGGAUAUGAUGUGGCUGAGCUGUUGGUUGUUUGAGAAUGAAAUAAAAGAGAAAGGCAUAGUAGAUAUGAGCUGGAGAUUUCAGGAUGAGGUGGAAGAAGGGGAUCAACUCGAUGUCUGGAUUGACAUGGGUUUUGGAAUUGUCGUGAAAAGGUGUGGCAUCCACUUGCUUUACCAUCACAACGACUUACAGGGUUCCCCGUCAAAUGAUAUACUAGCUGCUAUUUCACAUGCUUGCUUUUCAAGACACCAUGGGAGGUUUAUGAUGUCAAGUCGUCUGUGGUUGACAUUCAAUCGCAAGUGCCAUGAAGUGACACUUACUCGAAAGUGGUAUGAUGUACAAAGUUUCAAGAGAUGGUCAAAUAAAAGGGAGCAAAGGGUGAACGACCUACCUGAUUUUUAUCGAUGAAAGAAUUUAAACAAAAUGAUGGUGCCCUCUGCAUUGCCCUACAAGAUUCUGAACUCCAACCAGAAGCCGUGUAAUCACUUCGACAAAACUGAAGAAUUUGCAGCCAUACUCUUUUAGAAAAUAUACACGUGAAAACGAGGUGAUUCCUAUCUUCACCAUCUACUUUACACAGGACACGAAUAGGAUUGACGACCCUUCCCAUUUUAAUCUUCCUUUCUCUUCGCAGUUAAAUCUGUCCAAAAUAGCUGGCCAAAACAUGAAGCUGUGUUUUGGAAUAUGUGAGGCUUCCGGAUCAACUGAAACCAAGCCACUCUGUUCCCCCUUUUCCUGAUCUAAUCCCAAGAAAUUUUGACUGGAAAUUGCCCGUCGAUGGUGAGCUUCCAAGUGACACUACCAUUUUGUACACAAGUACGAUAUAGAAUACCACCCAUAGCAUGCUGAAUAGCUUUCAUAGUAUCUUAUCUGGCAAAAGCCAUUUCCAUUCACCACCUGUGAAAGCUUUGUUGUUGAAGGCAACCCAGACUCAAAAAAGAUCAUGUGGCCAUAUUUUUUAACCGAAGGUCCCACCAGAGAAAGAUAUGCUCUCCGUUGCCCACUACAUGCUCAAUUUGAUCCCAAAUUACAGUUCUCAAUUUUAGCAAUUUUCUCCAAGUCCAUGAACAAUCAUUUGAAAGAGCUUGAUUCAAAUUGGGCAUCAUAGGAUAUAAACCUCGCAACUGUUGUGCUAUGUUGCGUUCCAUUAGAGACGUGAGAGUAUAACCCAAGUUGGAAGUCGAUCCACAAUAAGCUGUUGCUCUCUAAGCUGAGCGAAGGAAUUCAUUCGUUGGUUCAAGGGAGAUCAGUUCGGUUCUUAUAAAAAGGAGUUGUGCUUCGCUUGUAAAGAGAAGCAAAUCUCAUUUAGUUUCUAGUUUUUUAGAAUAGAAUAUUUUGUUGAUUUCUUGAGUUGUUUGUCUUGCUUAACCAUGCUCAGUUCCGUGGUUGUAGUUGCAAUCUACUUCAGCUACUCCUUGCUUCUCAUCGAUGCCGCUCUAUAUUUGCUAUCCAUGUUAAUCCUCUGACAGCAAAAACCUGAGGUUAUCUACCAUCUGCACAAACAUCAGUAUCAACGCCAAAAAUGUUACAAGGAUAGAAAGACAUGCAUUCCACAUAGCAAUACAAGUUCAUUUAUGAAUAAAGUCAUACACUGAAAUCAAAAAACCCCACCUGAGCAAAACAAUGUUCCACUGGAUAUAACAGCAUCAAGCUGGAGGUUGACUAUCAGGGGGGGCAGAACCUAUCAAGCUUCCAGCAGGAAGUCGAGAAUCAUCAUCUUUAACUAUGUACACAUUUUGUAGAAAGUCAACCCUUUAUUGACACGGUGUCUAGUUCCAGGCUCCUUGUACAGUUAUCUUUUGGGUUUCCAGUGGGCUUUGCCUCCUUUUUCUCCCAUACUGGAGCCACUUUUAAUGAACUCAGAUUAAAACAAAAACAAAGACAUUAUUGACACAUUUUGUUUUAUAUUUAUCUGCUUUUCACCUCUUGCAGGUGACAACUCAAGUUUCAUCCAGUUAUAACCUAAAUUCAACCAGUCAAAACUAACAUUAACAAUAAGCAUGGAAACCAGAGGCGGACAAUUCACAGGAUUCCUCAGGUUAGAAAAUCCUGGGCGUAAACAUUGCCUGUUGAAAUCAAUAAAGACAAUUAAUAUCCCACUACAGUAUCAUUUAGAAAAAUGAACGAAGAAGCGCUCUAAUUCUGUCACUCUAGACAUUUAGCAUCCCAUUCUAAGUAAAAACUUGGCCUCUCUAGUACAAUUCACACUUAACCAAGUAGAAGCUGAAAAUAUUGCGACCGAGAAAAACAUCAUAAUAUUUUUUGAUAUACUGCAAAUAGAUGAUGUUUCAACUACAACAAUAAAGAAAAACAAAAUACACUCAAUUUCCUUAAAGGACUCCGGGAAAAUCCAAAA